This is a messenger RNA of Penicillium taxi, 468 nucleotides long. RefSeq names its product BUD31 family protein. Gene Ontology annotation, biological process: mRNA splicing, via spliceosome. Bases 1 to 468 code for a protein of 155 amino acids. The transcript is spliced from 3 exons. NCBI's taxonomy places the organism in Eukaryota, Fungi, Ascomycota, Eurotiomycetes, Eurotiales, Aspergillaceae. Gene Ontology annotation, cellular component: spliceosomal complex; nucleus. The record is from RefSeq and is a predicted model, not a curated record.
AUGCCUCCCGUCCGCCGCUCGGAUCUCUCAGGCGCCGAACGCCGUGCUGCCCGCAAAGCCCCUCCUGAUGGAUUUUCUGCUAUCGAGGAUACCAUCCUCGAAUUCCAACACCAGCAGAAAGACGCAGGCAAGUGUGAGGGGUUUAAGGAACUGUGGAAAGUCAACCACAAAAAAUCGCGAUUCGUUUACGAGCUUUACUACAAGCCUGAUGUCGAGGCAGGUGCCGAACCUAUUUCCAGAGAGUUAUAUGACUAUCUGAUUAAGAAAGGUUAUGCCGAUCAGAGCUUGAUCGCUUAUUGGAAAAAGCAAGGCUAUGAACAGCUUUGCUGCACUCAGUGCGUUAAGAAGAUGAAGGGUGGUACUAAGUGCAUCUGCCGCGUGCGCAAGGACCAUUUCACUGACAAGGAUGGAGCUCCUGAUUUCGCGUGCGUUACUUGCGGUUGCUCUGGCUGUGCCAGUGGUGACUAG